Molecule: messenger RNA, 2286 nt
Organism: Aspergillus tubingensis
Lineage: Eukaryota; Fungi; Ascomycota; Eurotiomycetes; Eurotiales; Aspergillaceae
Product: 2OG-Fe(II) oxygenase
Exons: 5
Coding region: 1-2286 (761 amino acids)
Source: RefSeq, a predicted model, not a curated record
AUGUCUCGCUCGCCAGCCCAUUUUGAGCGCACCCUUGUAGAUCUGGAGGAUUGGGUCAACAAGACUGCCAUCGAGGACUGCAAAGUAGAUGCCUGCGUUGACAGGUUCCUUGUCCGUGUUUACCGGCUAAACCGUUCCAUCCUGAAUCAGUUGGAAUCUAGACCAUACUAUGGCUUUGGAAGAAGAGCCCCCAAGAAGCACCCAAAGCCAUUGGAAUGGAGUGGGGAGGGUGCCGAGGAGCUGCGGGAAAUUGCCUCUGAACUCAGAGACAAUUUGAAUCGCCUUCUUCCGGGCUAUGUCGAGGAAAACACUGAUGUCCUUAGAAAUGAGAAAGUUCUUCGAAGGAUCAAUAGCCGAUGGGAGGCUGUCGGCUCCAGGGUAGUCUGUGACCGGGAAUAUCUGCAGCAAACUUCCGACAAAGAUAGUCUCGAUGAAGUUGAUGAGGACCCGGAGGAUAUGGAGACAGAUGAUAUGGAAACUGAGGGUACCGACGCAGCAGAUACUGAAUCUGAGGAUAGACCAAAACAGGAAUCCAAGGGAGACGUGCGUGAGACAAAGGGCCUUGCAACCCCUGUACCUGGUUUCAUGGAUCGAAUCCUAGAUACCUUGAGUGCGGCACGCGUGGCAACAGCGGAAGAGAAGAGUACCACCGGAUCUUCGUCCUUAGCGACUGCUGCCUUUACACAGGCAUGCCAGCAGUUGAGAGAGGCAAUUGAGAGCGAAACCUCGUCUGCCUUGUUUACAUGUGGAGGCAACAUCCCGAUUGCGAAUCCCAACGGCUCUGAGCAAGCAGCAGCUGGACCUACUUCACCCCGUGUGCAGGUGGUUCACUGGGGUGCCGAGCACGACUCCACCGCACAAAAGCUCACACUCCCAGUGCUAAGUGAGACCAGCGAUGGUUCAAUCCAUGAACUCCAAACACUUCUUGAUGCUUGCCAACCUGCGAGUUUUGGUAGGGGUGGGCAGGACAUCCUUGACCCUGAAUACCGUCGGGCAGGGAAGCUUGACCCCGACCGAUUUUUGACGAGCUUCCACCCAGCCGACUUUGGCAUAAUUGAGCUCAUCGAGCAGAUCCUUCUACCUGGUAUCAGUAGUGAGACCGAGAAUCGAUUGCAAUUCCGCAAGCUGAAGGCUGAGUUGUAUAAAUUGAAUGUAUACUCGGGCCCUUCUGGGCAUUUCCGAAAGCAUGUUGACACGCCACGCUCGGAGCACCAGAUUGGAUCACUCGUGGUUUGUUUGCCAUGCCAAUUCGAGGGAGGCAACCUGACUGUGCAGCAUCACGGGCAGAUGGCCAAGUUUGAAUGGAGCCGACAAAGUAGAUCUAGUAUCCAAUGGGCAGCCUUCUACUCGGAUUGCGAGCAUGAAAUCGAGACGAUCAGAGCGGGCCAUCGGAUCACGCUCACAUACAACCUAUAUGUACGGGAAAUGCCCGGUGCCAUACUCGCUCCCAUCCGUCCCGUGCUUGAUCCACACACUCUCCCACUUUAUGGGUUGAUUGAAAGUCUACUCACCACCCCUGGAUUCAUGAAAGAUGGCGGCGUGUUUGGAGUCCACUGCUCCCAUGCCUAUCCCCAUUCUUCGGAUAUAGCCGGGCUCCAGCUCCCGCGUUCAUUGAAGGGCGCCGACCUUGUCGUCUAUGCGGUUUUUGAAGCGCUUGGUAUGGAUGUCAGCAUCCUCCCGGUUCUGGAAUAUGAUGAAGACUAUGAAGAUAAUGGGGCACCCUACUUCGCCGACUCUGAACAGGACUCAGGCUCUGAGCAAGACUCAGAUUCUGGGCCUGGGUGGUACCACAGAAAAUACCGGCGUUCUGUUCCGGAAGAUUACCUGGCAAAGGGCAAAGAGUCUUCCCUCAGGUAUAGCGAAGUGUACCCUUGGAAGUCUAGUAGUGCACUUCUUGAUGUGGACCAGCACUGGAAGCGUUUGUUGUUGACACGCGAAGUGGUUGAUGUGAUAGAAGCCUUCUCGUUUGGAGAAAAGCACCACCUGCCAAAGAAGCCGAACAGCCUCUACGAGGAAUGGGGUGUCCGUGUGGCUCCGCGUCUCCAAAGGUACAUUAGGUCUGAUCGCGGACAGGAGGAAGACCUCAAAGAGGUGACCAACGAUGUCUGGCCGUCAUACUACCUCCCCGGCAUUACCUGGCUUGGCGAAGCCAAGCAUAAGGAGAUGACAUUUUCUCACAUAUCUUAUGGCAAUGAGGCUAGUAUCGGCACUCGUUAUUCCUGUGCGGUGAUCUUGGCCGUUAUUCCGCCCUUCAGUCAACGCGGCCAAAGCGGGAAGAUGAAGUAG